Porites evermanni is the source of this 4884-nucleotide messenger RNA. The record is from the annotation of a GenBank genome assembly. Lineage: Eukaryota; Metazoa; Cnidaria; Anthozoa; Scleractinia; Poritidae.
UGACAAAAUGGCGGCAUUUUGGGUGAGCUCAUGAAGCGCCAUAAACUUGAUGUUCAUUACUUGUGGAAUCAAUGGUUGUUCUUCUAGAUGUAUUUCCAAGAUCAUGGGUCCUUAUGACAUGUGUUUUGGUAAGGGGAUAAUAAGGGUGUAGUACUUUUUUUAACGAUAAACAAAGAAUGCACAUCCUAGUGAAUUUGAAUCUGUAUUUAAGAUUACUAUAUAUACUCAAUGAUUUCCUGAUCUUACGUGAGAGAAUUAAAUCAUACCAAACUGUAAGAUUUAUUCCAUUCAAAUAAUAUUUUGCUGAUUGUAUUUUUACAGUGCUGGUGUGUUAUAACAGAAGCAAAUGACCAUUGUUCGCGUCCUCUUUCCAGGAUUGUGAGAAACCAGCUGACCGAAGUAUGUCUGAUUUCUUAAAAUGAAUGUUUAUACCUUAAACUCUCUACACUAUUCAUCAAAUCAACAGCAUCUUUUGAGGCCCAGAUACUCCUUUGUUGGGCGUGGGGUUGGGGGACAGUGGGUUGUGGUCUGGGCAAAGAGACAGCUGACACUUCAAACUACUACUUAUAACACCAAAUCAACAGUUGAUGACUCUUAUAAGAUCCUUUUUGGUGAGCCAGUGGGGUGGGGGGGGCGGGUGCAUGUCCCUGUGACUGUAUGAAAAUUGAGAGUGUUUUAUCAUAAUUCUCGCUUACAUGUGUGAUGGAGGAGGCCAUGACUGUGUUACUGAUAUUCCAACUUUUUCUAUUCAUUCCCCCAUUUUAGCCCACCAAAAACCCCUUACAUAUGUACCUCUUCCACCAGGAGUGUUCAGUGCCUCAAAAAAUUGUAUUUCAGCUUGUCGUUUGGGCAAACAGCUCUCACAUUUUGCUCAUCUGAGGCCACUUUUUGCUGGUUUUAGUUAAUGAUUUAGUCAGAGGAUAACUUGCUUGGACCCUCACCCACCAGGUAAGUAAGACUUGCCCAGCAAGAAAAUCUACCUGUCCUGGAUUAGCUGAUAGGUCUUCUUUUGAACCCUGCUUAUGAAACACAGCUAAACCCAGACCCAAAAUGAUUUUUGCUGUUGUCUAAUGCAAAUCAUACUAUAAACAGUCGCUUUAACAAAUACAUUAUAAUUUCUUUCUUAGCAUUUUUACAGUGUAUUUGAGUCCAAGAGUGAAGAGCCUCACAGAAAAUGCCCAUUACACCUGGACAGAGAUUUAUACAGAUUUCAGGAAGGAAAUAAAACCCAGGAUUAUCCUUCAAGAUGGGUCUGCAACUUUUGUGGAAAGGCAUUCCUUUCUGAACAUUACCUUGACAUGCAUUUUGAUAACAGGCACAGUGAUGAACUUGUAAAGGUGAGGAAAGAAACAUUAAGGGCGGAUUAUUAAAAUAGAGUUUAGCCAGUAUAAUUUUACCAAAACUGCAUUCUACGCCGUUUUCAGUUUGCCAAAUGCUUUUAUUGUCAGCAGUUUCAUAAAAGCAUAAAGUGUAGUCUAGAAAUUUUAAAAAGAUGAAUAAUAUCAUUAUUCAUCUUUUCUAAAAUAACCCGUUAAGAAAGAGAUCUGGAGUCCCAAAGAUUCGUUGAACCACGGCCUACAGACUUUGUUUAAAUAACCCACCCCCAAAUAUAGUGACUAACAUCAAGAUUAUUUUCUCCUAACAAUUUCCAUAAAUCAUCAGAAAAUGUUGUGAAAACUAACAAAAUGAACCCCAAAGGGAAAAUGCUUUGAUCUUUUAUCAAAUUCUCCCAGCUAGUCCUUUAAGGAAAUCUAUGAAUAUUAGUCUGGAGAAUUUGUGUGUGGAUAUUGGGGCUUUAAGGGCAGUUAAAAGAGUAGCAUAGAAAAGUGUUGCUGUCCUCAGCGACAAUGAAAUGCUUGGUGAAGACAACCAACAUAGAAUUAUGCUACAUCAUACGUAGAUCUAUAGAAUGAUACUGUUGCUGUUUUGUCUGAGCAGUGCUGACCUGUUUUAUUGUAGUUUCACCUUUCACAGGACCACUUCAACCUUGACCUAAUUUUGAUAGGUAAAAUAACAUUAUUUUCCUUUCUUAGGGCACUACUGUGUGUCUUGCUGAUUUCUGUGACAUCUUCAGAUGUGAAGUGUUUGAAAACCCAAGGAAAGACUUCUUUUGGGAGAAAAAACUCUGCAAGGAAGACAGAUUAACAGCACGCAGGAGGAGAUGUGAGGUAACUGAUUACGGUUUAACUCUGUGUGAACAACAAACUGUUUUGAGCAAAGUGUCCCCAAUAGAUUUACAUGUAUGUCAUUUGGUAAAAUGUACAAAAACUUAAAACUCCAUAAAAGUUUUGAUCAUGGCACUCUGACUGUACAAUAUAAUGAGGAAAAUCCAAGUACCAAAGUUUUUUACCUCAUAUGAUCCACAGGCUCUAAUGCGUAGCUGCCUUCCUCAAGGAAAUCUUUCACUUGAUAAAGAACUUGAAAUUUAUGGUGAGUAAAAAUACUGGGAUAUGAAUGCAAUUUUUUGAUCCUUGCCGUUGUACAUGCAUCACUGAAUUAAAACUUGGGACAGUGGUUCACUUCACUUCACUUCACAUUCUUGUAGUUUUUAGUAUUCUCGUUUUAUUGUAGCCUGACCAAAAAGCCCCAAUAUAUAGAAUCACAAUUUUAGAAUGGCUAAAUUUGUAUCCUAUAUUCAUAUUGCAUCUGAUUGGCUGGUAUCCCUGUGGUGAUAUGCAUGGUUGAGAGGCAUAAAAUGUUGGUGUUCCUCAUCUGGCACAAUAAUGUGAUUAGACUAUUCAGGAAAUGAGCCUGCACUCCUCCCUGUCUCUUGUUGGGGUGGACCUGAGGGUGACAGGCAUGAAUCAAACCUAAAUUGUUGUAGGGUAGUUAAAAACAGAUUUCAUUUUUAAGGUGAGAAUUGUUUGUAACUGUAUUACUAGCCUGAGAAAACAGCUGACAUUUUGCGACGCUGUUGGUGGUUUCCUCAUAAAAUGAUGUCGGAGAAACAAGCACAGAAAUUCCAGAAACACUUCAUCAAUAUUUCAAAAUGCACUCAUUUCUCAGACGUCAUUUCGUCGGGGAGCUAGUGUUGAUGUCGCAAAAUGUCGGUUGUUUUCUCAGGCGACUGUAGUCCUUGUGAAAUGAAUUUUCUAUCAUUUUGUGUAAUUCUAGAGGCAAUUGGGGCUAACACAUGUGCUCUGCUUAAUUGUAAAAACUACUGGAAACCCCCUCAUCAAGAGGUGAGUAAGCACUGAGCUUGUGUAAUAAGCGAGCAUGGGAAUGCUUAUUGAUUGUCCCGCAUUCCCUUCUCUUAUGCUUGCCUGCAUCUCCUCUAAGCCUUUGUUUUCAUUGGUCCUUGUAGCCUCUAUUGUUGGUAGUUUGAUAGGGUCAGGGACUUAUAAAUUAUUGCUUCAGUGGUGACAUCAAGGACAGCCAGUCAGUCCUCACUGCCAAACGUUGCGUCAACGCCUUUUUUUUGUCUUUCAACCAUUGUCAUUAAAAAGUCUUUGUUGGAAGAACCGGGUUUGGGUGGUAAACGGGAUGGAAAAAGGCUGAUUUUACGCAGUAAUAUUCACAUCGUAGUUACAAAGUGCAACGAAAUGGUGUCAUUUAAAUUUUGUCUCCUUGAACGUUUUUUUUUUCUAAGGAAAAUUCAACGCUGAAUUUUGUAUUCCAGAUUGCUGCGUGGAAGAUAAUUCUUUAUGCAGUGAUAACACCGUUUUUCGUCAUGGGACUUAUUGUUUACUACUACGCCAUCUUCGAUCAUUACUUGUAAGUAUAACGUUAUUUCGUGUCCUCGACACGUUUUUCCCCCUAUUAGCUCUACAGUAAUUGAACACACAUGAAACUGAGAAAAAGGAGCAAUCAUAAAUCUUCGAAUGUCCAAUCACUGUUGUUAGAUUGCUCUACUGUUUAGAUCUGUUUACAGACUUUCUCUUUUCUAUUGAGAGGUCACCGAGUGGUAGACUCCCACGCAGACGUUGUUAGGGCUUCGUCACGCCGCGUUCCUUCUCCUCGACGGAAAGAGGAUUGUGAGAGGAGCCAAAAGAACGUCUGCGUAACCGUGGGAGCCUUGCGAGUGGGGUACUAAAAUAAAAAUCCGCGGGCGAUUUAUUGACCGCUAGCGCCAGGGCGUGGAGUUGGGUAAUUGAGAAAAAGACGCUCAUUGUCGCGCUUCUUUCGCCGCUCGCUCGCGCAGUCAUUUAAUUCCUCGCAAAAAAAAAAAGUUUUGAAGAAAUAAUGAGAUUGUUAAUAUCCAGGCCAUCUUCAGGAGAUUUAACAGCUCGACGUUUCCAGCGAAAGCUCUUUUCACAGCAAAUCUAAACGUCUUCUUUUUUAUCAUUGUCUUAACAGAGGAUUAGCUCUGACGAAGGUCUAACGCUCGAAUGGUCAGCUGUUUAAUAACCCUCCAUUCGGUGACCAACUCAAGCCUAUGAGUUUUUGUGACAAAUUGACUUUUUUAUCCAUAUGCACUGUAGUCCUAGACGGUAUCGGUGGAAAAAAAAAUUCUUUCAAAGAACUACACUCAAGCAAGGUAACUUUUACAGUUUUCCUGAGUGCACUUUUUUCUUGUAUUAUCUUAGUGGUGAUUAUCCUACUGACAUAAGCUGGUCGCGCGAGGAAGAAGAGGAAAGCAUCUCAUUGUCGAGACGUUCCAGACGGAGCCCAGAUCUGAGGAAAAGAUACGGGGGACGCCCACUAAUGUAUUAGCAGGAUUUAAACAGAAUUCCCUUGGCAGGAUCGGAACAGUGUUUUGGUGUGAACAUUUUGAAGAGGAUUUCAAGUACCGUCCAAUCUUCAAGGAAGUUAACUGGGCUAUAUUGUUCUCCAAGGGUGAAGUAGGAUUUAUAGUGCAACAAGUGGUGCCUUCAUUAACCGUUCUAGAAAAAAAGGCCGGUUUUCAUCCCCUAGUGCGUGCUCUCCGGUUUGAGGCGGAGCGGG